This is a messenger RNA of Trichomonas vaginalis G3, 515 nucleotides long. RefSeq lists its product as uncharacterized. NCBI's taxonomy places the organism in Eukaryota, Parabasalia, Trichomonadida, Trichomonadidae. The annotation marks the transcript as partial. The record is from RefSeq and is a predicted model, not a curated record. The transcript has a single exon.
AUGUCAGCUCGCCCAGCAGUCGGAUGGGAAUCACAUUUUAUUGCAACCAAGGCAUAUAUUCAAUUUGCAUUGAGCAUUAGCGAUAAGUCAUUUAUGCCAAAACUACUCAACAAGAUAGACAAAACAGUUGCCGCUCUUCAUUAUGGUACAGAUGGAAAACAAAUAUUUAGGACUCAUGGCUCUACACCAAUAUAUAAACUCCCUGAUAACGUCACUGAUCUUGGACAAUUAAAUGAAAUUAUGUAUCAGAAGUAUACUCGUCCAUUAGACCACGCAUUAGCCUCUAUUGGGACAAAUAAAGAUACUAUUGUUCUUAAUAUUAACCAUCUUGCAGCAGAUGGAGGAUAUCUUCAUAAUUUAUUUGAAUUUUUAAAGACAGAUGAAGAUAUCAACUACAUCCCUAGUAUUAUUCCAACAGAAAAAGUAUUUGAAAAAGAAAUUAAUGAAUAUAAUGGAUCUCUUCCAUUGUUCCCAGUUGCAGAUCCAUCGUUAACUCGUGCUAUUCCUCAAGAUCA